Molecule: messenger RNA, 1034 nt
Organism: Xenopus tropicalis (tropical clawed frog)
Lineage: Eukaryota; Metazoa; Chordata; Amphibia; Anura; Pipidae
Gene: tmt1a
Product: thiol methyltransferase 1A gene 1
Molecular function (GO): S-adenosylmethionine-dependent methyltransferase activity
Source: RefSeq, marked provisional
GUCUGACCAGUGUACGCUGCAGGGCCCGCUGCUCACAGCCAUGUCUCUCCUCAUAUCUAUUUUGCAGCUGUGUUUAGCUAUUUUGACUUUGCCUCUUCAUAUUCUGAGUUUUCUUGGAAUCUGGAGUGUGAUUUCCAGGAAAAUAUUCCCUUAUAUUUUAGCUCCAUUAAUGAAAAGCUACAACAAUGUAAUGGACGCAACAAAAAAGGAUCUUUUUAGCAACCUGGGUGAUUUUGCUGGUAACUCCAAGGAAAUCAAGCUUCUAGAGAUUGGAUGUGGCACUGGUGCCAAUUUUAAAUUCUACCCAAAUAAUUGCAGGGUAACCUGUCUGGACAUCAACCCGAAUUUUGAGAAGUUUCUGGUUAAAAGCCAAGCAGAAAAUAGCCAUCUUAAGUUUGAGAGCUCUUUGGUGGCUUCUGCAGAUAACAUGAAGCAGGUUGCCGAUGCCUCCCAAGAUGUGGUGGUCUGCACCCUGGUAGUGUGUUCAGUGCCCAACACACCCAAGGUCCUGGAAGAAGUGUGGAGAGUUCUUAAACCGGGAGGAGCUUUCUUCUUUCUGGAACACGUGGCUUGCUCAGAUGAAGCCACCUGGCUUUGCUUCUUUCAGAGAAUUCUAAAUCCCACAUGGAAACUAGUUUUUGAUGGCUGUAACUUAAGAAAAUUCACCUGGAAGGACCUAGAGAAUGCUAAAUUCUCUACACUGAAACUACGCCACAUUCAGGCACGCACCAUGAUAAAGCCCGUAACCCCCCACAUUGUUGGAUAUGCUGUGAAAUAAAUCCAAGAAACCAUGCAAGCAAGAAGGAAAUCUAGUUUGAGCCUACACAAGCUCUGUUUAGUAAAUUGGGGAUGAUAUAGAAUAGAAGGCACACUCACCGAUGCAUAAUUUCUUGCACACAUUUAAAGAUCCUUUUACAAUUGUUACAUUUCAAAUUUAUACAUGUAAAUGUUUUCCAGGUUUUUAUUAAAAAAAAAAUGCAAGCUGUAACUAAAAUUUGUCUGAACUGAAAUAAAGUGCAUUUAUGCUUCCUGCA